Molecule: messenger RNA, 840 nt
Organism: Osmia bicornis bicornis
Lineage: Eukaryota; Metazoa; Arthropoda; Insecta; Hymenoptera; Megachilidae
Exons: 1
Coding region: 1-840 (279 amino acids)
Source: RefSeq, a predicted model, not a curated record
AUGCUAUUGGGAUGGAUUGUAGGAGGAGAAAUCAUCGACACUCGACUGAAGGCUCCGCGAUUCUGUGGUCUCGUCACAAACGCAGCAUUGCAACAACAGCUCGAGAAAUUUUGGAAUCAGGAAGAAACGCGCGAAACCCGCUGUCUAACCAAGGACAAAUCGGAUUGUGAACGGCAGUUCAUGGAGUCGGUAAGAAGAGAUAGCACGGGACGAUUCAUUGUGGCAUUGCCGAAGAAAUUUGAAGUGAUUUUAGGAGAUUCAGAGAAUCAAGCAUUGAGAAGAUUGUACUCGCUCAAAAGACGCUUUAAGGCAAACCCGGAAAUCAAGAAGGAAUAUACAAAAUUCAUGCAAGAGUACGAGGAGCAAGGACACAUGUCUCAGAUAUCGGACGGCGCAUCCUUAAGCCCAAAGGAAACGUACAUUCUACCGCAUCAGCCGGUAAUUAGACCGGACAGUAUGACGACGAAGUUACGAGUUGUAUUCGAUGCCUCGGCGAAAACUUCGAACGGAACGGCCUUGAACGAUAAAUUAAUGGUCGGACCCAAUCUGCAAAGGGAUUUAUACGAUAUAAUCUUGAGGUUCAGAGCUCACGAGUUUGUCAUCACGGUAGAUAUUGCAGCGAUGUUCCGACAAAUCAUGGUUCAGGAACAAGAUCGAGACCUGCAGAGAAUCCUGUGGAGAGUGGAUCAAGCGAAGCCGAUUCAAACGUAUCGCCUUAAUACAGUAACGUACAACAUCAGCACCUUACCUGGCGAUCAGGUGUCUGAGACAGUUGGCAACAGACGAAAAGGAGUUUCCACAGGCAUCACGGGCACUUCGCAAGGAUUUCUAUAUGGAUGA